GAUCCUGAAGAAAGGAGCACAACUACAUACCAAGUUUCUCCCCGAACAACAAGAGCCAUGGCAAGAAGUAAACAGUUCAGCACCAUAGAAAAUCCCAUCGUCCACAGUAAUGAGUUGGAGAGUUUUCAUCAGGGAGUAAACUAUUCAUCUUUUUGCUCACAUGAUACCAUCGAAGCAAAUAUUCCACCUUAUUUUCAAACUUCAUCUCAGUCAUCUGCCAGUGUACAUCCUAACUCUAUCAGCACCAGCACAUCUGCUACAAACUUCAACCCCUCCUCCACCAGUGAGGUCUGCCAAGAUGAAACUACAGCACACGCAAGUGCCAACUACUCAACUUAUUUGUCAGUGAUGUCAAAUGUUUCUGAUCUGUCUUCUGAAGAUGAGGAAAUGAAUCAUGCCAUUUUGGCCAGUAUUGAAACUCACUUGUCUGAAACUUCUUCCAAGACCUUGCAUGUGAAGGACAUUCUUGAAGAUUUGUCCAAAAAAAUUGACAAUGGAAUGAACUGCAAAUUUAAUGUCAAUCGUUCUGCAGUUUUAGAUGGUGCCAUACGUGGAUUUAAGAGGGUAACAUACAAUCCACAUUUCUCAAUGAAUGUGAAAUUUUCGGAUGAUUUCGGAAGAAAUGAAGAGGCAGUUGAUUUGGGUGGCCCACGGAGAGAAUUUCUGCGUCUUCUCAUUGAUGCUUUGUCCAUAUCUCCAAUGUUUGAAGGCCCAGAUGAUUGCAAAAAUUUAGCAAUGAAUAGUACAGCCCUCAGGGAGGACAAAUACUUUAUGGCUGGAAGGGCAAUAGCUGUUAGCCUUGUCCAUGGAGGUCCAGCCCCACGUUUCCUUUCUCCAGUCCUUUUCUCUUGCUUGGUUGGAGGUCCAAAUGCAGCUUGCCCUACUUUGAAGGACAUCACUGAUGCAGAACUCCAUGAGAAACUGAAAAAAGUGUCUGAAAGUUUGACUGUGGAAGAGCUUCAAAGAGCCACAGAUCCCCUUUUCGACUACAUGGCCAGCGCAGGUUGCAUCAGACGCUUAACUACUAUCCGUGAUCGAGAUCUCCUCCUGCAUGAUCUGCUGAUGUUUCAUGUUGUUCACCGUGUCCAGGGCCCUUUUCAAAGGUUUGAAGAAGGACUCAAGACACUUGGAGUUUUGGAUGCUGUUAAGCAACAUCCAGACAGUUUUCAGUCUUUGUUCUGCUAUGAACCCCAGCAAUUAACUGCUGACAUGGUGGAUGACCUUUUCACCCCUCGACUUGCUCCGGAAGGAAGUAACAGGAGAAGAGUGGAAGAGGCAGUCAUUCCUUUGUGGAGAGAUUAUCUGCAGGAUGCAGAAGAUGAAGGAUCAUCCAAGCUUGAAAACAUCCUUGUUUUUGCAACUGGAGCAAAGGAGAUACCACCAAUUGGCUUUUCUCCAGCACCAUCCAUUGAGUUUCUCCAUGAAAGCAGUGAAGAAUGUUCCUCCAAAAGAAUGCUGCCCAUGGCGAACACCUGUGUAAACUGCUUGAAACUCCCGAUCAUAACUUCUUAUGAAGUGUUUAAGGAAAACAUGGACUAUGCCUUAGGGAACACACAGGGAUUUGGGAGAUUG
Messenger RNA from Austrofundulus limnaeus, 1572 nucleotides. RefSeq lists its product as uncharacterized. Gene Ontology annotation, biological process: ubiquitin-dependent protein catabolic process; protein ubiquitination. NCBI's taxonomy places the organism in Eukaryota, Metazoa, Chordata, Actinopteri, Cyprinodontiformes, Rivulidae. Gene Ontology annotation, cellular component: cytoplasm. Gene Ontology annotation, molecular function: ubiquitin protein ligase activity. The record is from RefSeq and is a predicted model, not a curated record.